AUGAUCCUGGGACAAGAGCAGCUUCUGGACCAGUCCUCCCAGGUCCAGGCCAACCUCCAGGCUGCCAGUGGGCGUCUGACCCGGGACGUGCAGAACCAUCUCAGGGCCCUCAAGGUCCUGAACCAGACCCUGGAAAGGUUCUUGGACCAGGUGCAGGGCUGGAGAGACGUGAUUGAGGAGACCGAGGAGAAGAUGAAGAACUUCGCGGAGGACCAGGACGACGUGAAGGCGAUAGCAGAACAAGUCAACACGACUGUGGCACUGAGCACCAUGUGGAUCGAUGCCCUGCAGAGGAAGGCGGACGAGGAGGCCCUGGUCCUGCAGAAGCUGACCGUAGACUGGCAGGACUACACCAAAGUCCUCACUGCCAUCAAGUCCAACACCAGCAGCACCACCCAGACCAUGCGCUUCCUGCAGACCAGCAUCCAGGCGGACCAGCAGCGCAUUGCCAUGUCCACCGAGAUCUUCUAUGACCUCACCCAGCAGGUGAUGAAUCUCCAGAUGCAACUUGACAAUGUGACAUCAUUCAUGGACGAGCACGAGGAGAACAUGCACGACCUCCAGUACCAUUCAAAGUACUACGAGAACCGGACCGGCGAGCGUUUCUCCGCCCUGGACGGCCGUCUGAACUCGAUCGAGAUGGAGAUAGACACGAUCUCGUCCAGUAUCAACGCCACCGUGAGCCAUGUCCAGAGCAUGUACAAAUACAUCAGUGUCGAGAGCUCCACCUGCCAGAGCCGCCUGGGACGUCAGACCGAAGACCUGCAGAGUCUGAACAGCUCUGUGCUGCUGCUGCUGACUCUGGGGGACUCUGUGAGGAGACAGAACCUUCUGCUCAACAUGCGCCUGGACAUGGACCUCAGGAACCUGUCAAUCAUCACAGAGGAGCUGAAGCUGGUGGACGUCAGGCACACACAACUCCUCAACAACUACACUAUCGUCACAGGGGCCCCGGGGCCUCCAGGACCUCGAGGCUUUAAAGGUGACACUGGUCCUAAGGGCCCAGUUGGACUGAGCGGAGGCAAAGGGGACCGAGGACUGACCGGGGGCCGUGGGCCUCAGGGAGAGAGAGGGGUUCCGGGACCUAAGGGGCCUCUGGGAGAGCCAGGACCCAGUGGGACCAGGGGCGGAGCUGGACCGAAGGGAGCCAAGGGGGCCAUAGGACCCCCUGGGCCCAAAGGAGAGAGAGGCCAGAAAGGAGACGCUGGAAGAAGUGGCAAAGAUGGACUCCCAGCACUAGACGGACAAAAGGGAGAAAGAGGAAAAGACGGUUCUCGAGGACCAGCUGGACCUCCAGGGGCCCGGGGAAAACCAGGGCCUAUAGGUCCCCCUGGGGCACCAGGGACACCCGGCUCUCCUGGGAUGUCCUACCACCACCACCUGACAGACGGCCAGACUGUGGCCCCCGGAGUGGACUCAAAGAGGCACUAA
This is a messenger RNA of Knipowitschia caucasica, 1431 nucleotides long. Lineage: Eukaryota; Metazoa; Chordata; Actinopteri; Gobiiformes; Gobiidae. The record is from the annotation of a GenBank genome assembly.